UCCAUAGCUUUGUUCCCUGAAGUUUCAAACCCACUCACUGAGGAACAGCCUCACAGUGCCCUUCUUUCUUUGCCCUUCUCCACCCUCUUUCUAUGGUUGUUCGAUAGUAAGGCCCAUUGUUUCAGAGAUGUUUUUUUAAUGAGCGAGAUUCACACUGAGGGCAGACCUGCUGUUGGAAGGGCUUAUCGUUAAUCUCUUAGUUAAUGCGGGCAAUGUACCUAUGCAGUAAUAUGAAUUAUCAAGAAGCCUCAGGACAGGGACGGGGAUGUUUUUAGCUCAAGGAGCUCCUCUGUUGGAUUUAUGAGCGUUUUUGAAACUUUAUGCAAACGUUGCAAUGUGGCAGUAAAAGUGUUUAUGUGAAGUUUGUAAAAAGAAACAGCAACAACUCAGCUGCACAGAUCGGAACUUUUAUUUCUUUUUUGAGCGACGGUUUUGGCCUUGGAUUUGAUUGCUGCCGUGUUUCUGAAAGGAAUGUUGUGUGCUUGAGCGUGUGCGUUUGUUGCCUGCGAUGCCCUUGCCUGCAUCUGAUGUUCCAGCCACUCAGAGGCUGGCACUUGACUGCCGCACCCUUCUUGACCAUCAUGUUGGCAGGGGGGUUUGUGGAUGCUGUGGGGCCCUCAGACCUCGAUACAAAAGACUGGUGGACAACAUCUUCCCAGAAGAUCCAGAGGAUGGGUUAGUAAAAUCCAACAUGGAGAAGCUGACGUUUUACGCCUUGUCAGCUCCAGAGAAGCUGGACCGCAUCGGCGCCUAUCUUUCCGAGAGGCUGUCGAGAGACGUGGCUCGUCACAGAUAUGGAUAUGUGUGCAUCGCCAUGGAGGCUCUGGACCAGCUGCUGAUGGCCUGCCACUGCCAGAGCAUCAACCUGUUUGUGGAGAGCUUUCUAAAGAUGGUGCGAAAGCUGCUGGAAUCUGACAAACCCAGCUUGCAAAUCUUAGGAACCAACUCGUUUGUAAAGUUUGCAAAUAUUGAGGAGGACACGCCCUCGUACCACCGCAGUUACGACUUUUUUGUGUCGCGCUUCAGUGAGAUGUGCCAUUCAAGCUACGAAGACCCUGAUAUCCGCACCAACAUCCGCAUGGCAGGCAUUCGGGGUUUGCAAGGUGUAGUGAGGAAGACGGUGAACGAUGAGCUGCAGGCUAACAUCUGGGAUCCUCAGCACAUGGACAAGAUCGUCCCCUCUCUGCUGUUCAACCUGCAGAGUGAAGAAGGAACUGAGAGGUAUGCAGGCAGCCGCUCUCCCUCUCCGCUGCAGGCAUCAGAGAAGGAGAAGGAAAGCCCGGUGGAGCUGACGGAGCGCUGCUUCAGGGAGCUGCUGGGAAGAGCCGCCUUCGGCAACAUCAAGAGCGCCGUCACACCGGUCCUGAUGCACUUGGAUAACCACUCUCUAUGGGAGGGGAAGACCUUCGCAGUGCGUUGCUUCAAAAUCAUCAUGUACUCCAUCCAGUCCCAGCACUCUCAUCUGGUAAUCCAGCAACUCCUCGGCCAUCUGGAUGCAAACAGCAAGAACUCCGCCACAGUUCGGGCUGGAAUAGUAGAGGUUCUGUUGGAGGCAGCCGCCAUUGCAGCCAGCGGCUCUGUAGGUCCCACAGUCUUGGAGGUCUUUAACACUUUGGUCAAGCAGCUCCGCCUGAGUGUGGAUUAUGAGUUGACGGGUUCGUAUGACGGCAGCACAAACAUCGGGACCAAGAUCAUCAAAGCUCACGAGGAGAGGCAGCUGCAGGAAGCUGUCAUUCGGACCAUCGGCUCUUUUGCCAACACCUUACCCACCUACCAGAGAUCAGAAGUUAUGCUGUUUAUAAUGGGCAAGAUCCCUGUCCCUGGAGUUUCUCUAACUCUGCCCUCCUCAGACUCUGGGCCGGAAGUCACAAGAAUGAUUCAAAUCAUGUUACUGAAGUCUUUAGUUCAGGUGACAGCCGGUUUCCAGACCACAAACAUGCUCACAGCGCUGCCCAGCUCCUUCCUGGAGCCGCUGCUGUCCUUCUCUCUAACAGAAGACCCUGAGAUUCGACUGCUGGUGCUGGAAAUUCUUCUCAGUCUUAUCGACAGGCAUGAGAACAGACCCAAGUUCUCCAGAAUCAGCAUCGUCUCUGACAUCUCUGUGCUCAAGCUGAAACUGGACAAAUGCUCCAGACAGGACAAUUUGUUUAUGAAAAAGCACGGACAGCAGCUGUAUCGACACAUCUACCUGAACUGUAAGGAGGAGACCAGCGCUCAGGAGCACUACGAGACCCUCUUUGCACUUUUGGGCCUUCUCAGCGUGGAGCUGGCCAACGAGGAAGUGGUGGUGGACCUCAUCCGCUUGGCCCUCGCUUUGCAGGAUCUGGCUCUGUGUACAGAUGAGCCUCUGCCCACUUAUAACCGCUGCGCCGUCCACGCCCUCGCUGCUGCCUACCUCAACCUCAUCUGCCAGCUCACCACUGUUCCAGCCUUCUGCCAGCACAUACAUGAGGUAAUUGAGGUCAGACGAAAAGAAAAACCCUACCUUCUGCCUGAAGAUGUCUUCACACAGAAAUCCAAGCUGCCUUCUUCUCUGGAUAAGAUAGAUGCGGAUGUCUUGUUUCUUCAGUCAAAGAUUACUGAAGUCCUUGGAGGAAGUGGUUAUAAUACAGAGAGGCUGGGGACACCGUAUGUCCCCCAGUACACAGAUGAGGACCGGCUUUCUAAGAGGAAGAGUAUUGGAGAGACCAUCUCUAUCCAGAUGGAUGUAGAGUCUCGAAAUAGUCCAGAGAAAAAGGAGAGGACACCAGCUGAAGAGAUCACAUUUGAAACACUGAAAAAUGCUAUUGUGGACAGUGUUGGUAUGGAAGAGCAGGAAAGGGAGCGGAGACGACAAGUAGUGGAGAAGUUCCAAAAGGCUCCUUUUGAGGAGAUAGCUGCCCACUGUGGUGCUAGGGCCACAAUGCUGCAGAGCAAAUUGAAUCAGAUAUUUGAGAUCACAAUCAGGCCUCCUCCCAGCCCUUCUGGAACCAUAUCGUCAGGUUACGGCCAAACCCAGAGUCGAUCUGUUCCCAUUUAUGAGAUGAAGUUUCCUGACCUUUGCGUGUACUGAGCCACAAACUCUGCAGCAGCGUGACAAAACGGAUUAACCUUUGAGUACGGGGAAGGGGAUCCGUGGAACCGAUCUUCACUGUAAAGUCCUCUUGACUGUGGAAUCUAACAUCCAUUAUAUACAUUUGGGGAAAUCUCGACUGCAGCUGCAGAAAAAGCCUCUCCUAGAUCACAUUCUGAGACCUGUUGUAAUAGAUAAGGAACCAAACGUAGUCAGUCAUUCAUUUCUAAUUAGACAUUUCUUCAAAAACUCCACUGGUUGGAGUUUUCUUUUUAAAUGCCAAAAAAAGAUGGUGACAAAUUUUGAUAUCAAUUUUAUUCCCUUUUUUAAUCCUUAUAGGGUGCCAUAUUUCAGUCACAAAAUUGGAUCAAAGAUCAAUUCUUCUAAUAUUUUUUGAUAAACAGGCGUUAAAGGUAAGCUUACUGGGACUUAGUGUGUUUGAUGUGUCCCCUCCAGCACUCAAACUGUGCUGAGCUGUAGUUUUUCUUUUGCCUUUUUAGUGUUAACCAAAAGUGCUUUUUCUUUUAUGUUUAGGCAUUAACUUCAUAUUUUUACAUUAUUUAUUAUAUAGGUUUUAAUUGCUUACUGAAGAAUCAACAAUGCGCAAUCUUGAUCACAGGAAACUCCCUGUUUACUGCAGUGUUUACAUCCAACUAGAGAAAUAUUUUUUCUUUCCAUAUACAUAUAUGUGUACAUAUACAAAGAAAGGAAUCUUUAAGAUGGUGUACAGAGCACUGAGGAUUUAUGUGUGUAUAUUGUAUAUUCUAAAUUUGAAAUAGAGUGGUUGUGACCAUAGUUAAGGUAGUGUUAGCCAUCUUUAAAAAUCUGCAUCCAGAGACUCAUCGAAUUGAAAGAAAUCCAGACCCAGCAACCCGACGUGCGUCCUCGCCGUGUCAUCCUCAGUCCUGCUGGAACGGCGGUGCAUGCAGCUUUGCAGCGGUGCACCCGUCACACAGAGACCCGAAAGCCAUUUUGUGUGCAGACGUUCAUGCACACGUAGGUAUUUAAGAUUAUAUUGGCAAUAAUUUGGUGCGGGUCUGGCUUACACAGUCCAGGUGUGAGUAGCAGAUCAUUAUAUUUUGAACUUUUUGCAGUUCUGUGACGACUCGGUAUGUGAUCCAUUGUUGAGGCCUCCAGCUGUCUUCAAUGUGUUUCUUUGGAACUCUGCUUUCAAUUUGGUCAUUAACUUUUCAACUUCUGAAUGUGGCGCCUGCUGUAUGUGUAAUUCUUGUCGUGGUAUGGACAAUCUGUUGAUGGUGACCCUUUUAUUUUUUUAAAUAAUGCGAGCGAACAUUUGUGUCUGUCUUCAGUUAGCGUUCCUGUCACGGUUUCCUGCUUUGUUCAGAGUCUUCAAGCGAACAAAGGACAGGCUGGUAAAGAUCAACCAUCUAAACCCUCCAGUGAUAAUUUCCAAUGUGUUUUUUUUUUUUUUUUUUUUUUUUUUAGGAUCUUGAACUUCUAGUCAAGAUCUGUAAAUCUAUCGGUCCAUGUCGUCAUUGCACCAUGAAAUUUGAGGGAAUUAUUUUUGUUUUUCCAUACAUCUGUUUACGGUGUAGUGUUGUAUGUCUAAUCCUUUAAUUCUGUAAGUUUGCACUUUAAAAUUGGGAUAACCUAGUGACAAAGGCAGCUUUUCCAUAAAGAAAAUGCCUUACACGUGUCAUUCCUGACUGCAUGCUAAUGUUGUUGCUGUGGUGUACAAUAAAUGUAUCUGUAAGCUCCUGA
Messenger RNA from Oryzias latipes (Japanese medaka), 4774 nucleotides. RefSeq names its product protein EFR3 homolog B. Gene Ontology annotation, biological process: protein localization to plasma membrane. Gene Ontology annotation, cellular component: plasma membrane. Lineage: Eukaryota; Metazoa; Chordata; Actinopteri; Beloniformes; Adrianichthyidae. The record is from RefSeq and is a predicted model, not a curated record.